Drosophila innubila is the source of this 2294-nucleotide messenger RNA. It is a transcript of the gene P58IPK, whose product is annotated as dnaJ homolog subfamily C member 3. The transcript has 3 exons. Gene Ontology annotation, biological process: protein folding in endoplasmic reticulum. NCBI's taxonomy places the organism in Eukaryota, Metazoa, Arthropoda, Insecta, Diptera, Drosophilidae. The coding region runs from base 519 to 2015 and encodes 498 amino acids. Gene Ontology annotation, cellular component: endoplasmic reticulum. The record is from RefSeq and is a predicted model, not a curated record. Gene Ontology annotation, molecular function: protein-folding chaperone binding; misfolded protein binding.
CUCGAUGGGCAACCCUCGGUUGUUGGUUGCUUUUAGAUUCGCAUAACAAACACGUCAGUGUUUUAGGUUUUUAAACAGCAAGUUCUACCCAAAUUGAUGCAAACGUAUUGCUGACCAGCAAUUAACGAGUCGGGCACCGAUCGAAAUGGACACAAGGCUACAGCUUGUGUAGUAUAUAUCGUUUAAUAUAAUCAAAACCAAGACAAUAUAUUGCUUAACCAAAAGCGGACAUAAAAAUACACGGCGGCAGUGGUAACAACAACAACAGGAAGAGCAACUAGAAAGCAGGUACAACGGUAAAGAUUAGCAGCUGAGAGAUAUACAUAGAUAAUCGGAGAAGAAGAAACUGUGCCACGCCAAAGUAGUAUCUGCAAGUGUGACGUGUGUGUCGAGCUCGACAUUGAAGUUCAUUUCUUCUCAUAAUCAUAACUGGUUAAGCCGCCCACCAGCACGCAUACAUAUACGCCCACACGCACACAUACACAUACAUAUACAUAUACAUAGAGAGGGGGCGCAACAUGGCAUUGCCAUUGAGCGAUCUGCUUAUGUUUGGCAGCGGCGAAAAGAAAUUGGCUGCUUGCGUUGUGCUGCUGCUGCUGGAGCUAUUUAUGGAAGGCGCCGAAGCAGGGUCAACAAAUCAAGCUGACAUUGACAACCAUCUGGAGCUGGGCAAAGACUUUUUGGCUCGUGGUCAACUGUCGGAUGCACUGACGCACUAUCAUGCGGCUGUUGAGGGUGAUCCUAACAACUAUUUGACGUUAUUCAAACGUGGUACUGUCUAUCUGGCCCUUGGCAAGACACGAUUCGCCAUACAGGAUUUUAGUCGCGUGCUGGAGCUGAAACCGGACUUCACAGCGGCGCGUAGCCAACGCGGCAUUGUGCACAUGAAGAGCGGAGAUUAUGAUCAUGCGCUGCUCGACUUCGAGCAUGUGCUCAGAGAGGAGCCACAAAAUGGACUUGUUAACGAGCACUAUUCGAGACUGAGGCCCGCCAAGGAACAGUGGGAACUGGUGCAGCAUUUGAUGAAUAAUAACGAUGAUCAGAAUGCAAUUGGCAUGAUAACACAGCUAUUGGAAAUUUCACCCUGGUCUGUGCAAUUCCGACAGGCACGCUCCGAUGCAUAUCUGAAGACAAACGAUGUGCUUUCAGCCAUUUCGGAUUUGAGGCAGGUGAAUCGCUUGUCCCAGGACAGCACCGAGGGACACUAUAACAUUGCGCAAUUGCUGUAUAAUAUUGGACAUGCAACAAAUGCGCUUAAGGAAAUACGCGAGUGUCUUAAGUUCGAUCCUGAGCACAAGCUCUGUUUUCCAUUCUACAAAAAGUUGCGCAAAGUGGAAAAGCAGCUGGUGACGGGCGAACAGGCGCGUGAGCAGAAACAGGCCGAGCAGUGUAUAAGCGCUGGUGAGGCAGUGCUUAAGCAUGAACCUGAGGAAACUAUGAUACGCUACGAGGCGCACAAGUUGCUUUGCUCCUGCUACACGACGGACGAGCAAUUUGGCAAGGCAUUAUCACAAUGCAAACAGGCACUGGAUAUUAUGAAGGAUGCUCAAGUGUACUGCGAUCGUGCCGAUGCGCUGCUGGGCAGCGAAAUGUAUGACGAUGCCAUACAUGAUUUCCAAUCUGCGAUCGAAAUUGACGAAAACAAUGCGAGGGCCAAGGAGGGCAUACAGAAGGCGAAGAAACUGCAAAAGCAAGCUGAGCGAAGGGAUUACUAUAAAAUUUUGGGCGUUAAGCGUAAUGCUAACAAGCAAGAGAUUGUAAAAGCGUAUCGCAAGGCGGCACAAAAGUGGCAUCCCGACAACUUUAAGGAUGAUGAGAAGAAGGUGGCCGAGAAGAAGUUUAUCGAUAUUGCCGCUGCCAAAGAAGUGCUCACAGACCCAGAGAAACGACGACAAUUUGACAAUGGCGAAGAUCCACUGGACCCAGAAAGCAAUAGCCAUGGCUUCCGGGGCGCUGAUCCAUUUGCACACUUCCAGCACGGUUCGCCAUUCCAGUUCAAGUUCCAUUUUAAUUAAAUAUAGAGCUAUGUACUGAGGGUCAGAUGCCAUUGUUGAGCAGGUUUCUUUGUGAUUAUUUUCAAUUCAGUCAGUCAAUUUCCUCUACAUCCCAAUUUCUUUCUUCACCCACAACAUCAACAUUUGCUGCAUUUCUACCAAUCCCAAGCCUGUACGAUUUUACACUUGUUUGUGCUGCAAUCAAUUCUUAAAUAGCGUGUAAAUAGUAGCCUAAAGACAAUGUCCGAUAACUGAAACGCAAGACACAAAACAACAAUAUAAAACACUGAAAAAAUUAAA